Plasmodium gallinaceum is the source of this 1179-nucleotide messenger RNA. Its product is annotated as conserved Plasmodium protein, unknown function. Gene Ontology annotation, biological process: Arp2/3 complex-mediated actin nucleation. Gene Ontology annotation, molecular function: actin filament binding. Lineage: Eukaryota; Apicomplexa; Aconoidasida; Haemosporida; Plasmodiidae. The transcript has 7 exons. Gene Ontology annotation, cellular component: actin cytoskeleton; Arp2/3 protein complex. The record is from RefSeq and is a predicted model, not a curated record. The coding region runs from base 1 to 1179 and encodes 392 amino acids.
AUGAUAGUCGAACACAUAAAAUGUGAGUGUAUAAAAUAUAGUUUACCAGAUGAGGAUUCUGAGCCUAUAAUUACGGCUUCAUCAAAUGUAGAUGAUCUACUAGUAGCUGUUAUAAAUAAUAAAAAGAACGUACUUCUAUAUAAAAUAGUAAAUAAAGAAUUGAUUUAUUGCGAAACUUUUUAUAUUGGGAAUAGUAACAAAAUUAUUGGGUUUGAAUGGUCUAAAAAAAAUGAGUUACUUAUAAUUACUAUUGAUAUGAAAUGUAUCAUAUAUAUAAGAGAUGAAAAAGGAAUAUGGUCAUACAAUAAUGUAAAUAUACCAACUGAAGAAUUACCUACAUGUGCAUGUUGGCAUCCGUAUGCACAUUCUUUUGCUAUAGGAUUUUCAUCCGGUGUUAUAUUUAUUUGUUCUAAAAAGAAUAAGCAAAAAUGGUCCAUAAAAAAACUUGUAAAUCAUACGGGAAGUAUUUUAUAUUUACAAUGGAAUUCUUCAGGACUUGUUUUGUCUACUAAUUCAGUAGAUUCAACAUCAUUGCUCAUUUGUACAUUAGAUUUAUGGGAAGAUAAUAUAGUUAAAAAGCAAAGUAUAAAGAUAUUUGAAAAAAUUAAAGAAUUUAUUACAGAAAAAAAUUUAAAAAAUUAUGAUAUAAUAAAUAAGGUUGAAUGUAAAGGGUAUAUUUUUAUUUAUGCUACUUUUUCUUUAUCAAAUGAAAAGGUUGCUAUGAUUGCUAAUAACUUUGAAAAUAAUUGUGAAAAACAACAAAUUAUAAUUUUUGAUUAUUUAAAAUCUCCUAUUAAAGUUCAUUUUAUUUCAUGGAUUGGGCAAACCCUACAUAAGUGCUUAUUCAUAGAUGAGGAUAAGCUAUUAGUUUAUGGAUAUGAAUUAUUUCCAAUUAUUAUAGAACGUUCAAAUGAUGAAUGGGUUAUAUCAAAAGUUGUUUUACCUGAAUUUACAAUUAAAAAUUUAACUGUUGAUUUUUUUUACGAUAAAAAAGAUAUUCAUGAUAUAGAAAAGGAAUAUAAUGAUAUGCAUGGAAAUAAAAUUAUUGGAGAAAUUGUUGCUCAUUCAAAUCAAAUUUUACAAAUAUCUAUGUUAGAAUCAUAUGAAUAUAAAAAAUACACACAAUUUAUAACGGUAUCAAGCGAUUUUAAUGUGAUCGUAUGGAGUUUUAUUUUAUGA